Messenger RNA from Anthostomella pinea, 636 nucleotides. The record is from the annotation of a GenBank genome assembly. Lineage: Eukaryota; Fungi; Ascomycota; Sordariomycetes; Xylariales; Xylariaceae.
AUGCAAGACAGAAAGCAACACCCCGCCAAGCGGCUGCACCAUCAUCUUCGUCCUCGGCCCCCAGGCAGCGGCAAGGGCACACUCUGCAAGCGCAUCACCGAGACGCCCGACCUGUCCAGCCACGGCUUCCGCCACCUCUCAGUCGGGGACUGCCUGCGCGAGCUUGCCGGGCUCGAGGCGCUCUGCGAAGCCCAGAGCUUCGACCACGAGAGAAUCCUGGAGAGCGUGACGAAGAACAAGCUGCUUCCCUCCGAGGUGCUCAUCCCCGUGCUCGAGCACAAGAUCGCCUCGACGACGCCGAGCGGCGAUAGCGGUGCUACUGCGUGGCUGAUCGAUGGGUUUCCGCGCAGCCUUGAGACUGCGUUGACGUUCGAGGAGAAGAUCGGCCGGCCGGUGAGGAUCGUGACUCUCGAGUGUGCGCGCGAAAAUGCGCGCAGUCGGUUCCUGAAUCGCGGUAGGGAGAAGGCCGACGAUCGCGAACGCUUUGAUAGGCGGUUCGAUGAGUACGUCGUGAACAUGGAGGCCAUUCGUGAGCACUACGGAGGCAUCACCGAUGCGAUUAGCGUGGAUGGAACCCGUGAGGAAUGCUUCGAAGAGUUCGUGCAUUUGUUGACGGCGAAGCCAAAGGACGGCUAG